This is a messenger RNA of Daucus carota subsp. sativus, 1508 nucleotides long. RefSeq names its product protein STRICTOSIDINE SYNTHASE-LIKE 13. The transcript has 4 exons. Gene Ontology annotation, biological process: biosynthetic process. Bases 98 to 1333 code for a protein of 411 amino acids. Gene Ontology annotation, molecular function: hydrolase activity; strictosidine synthase activity. The record is from RefSeq and is a predicted model, not a curated record. Gene Ontology annotation, cellular component: endomembrane system. NCBI's taxonomy places the organism in Eukaryota, Viridiplantae, Streptophyta, Magnoliopsida, Apiales, Apiaceae.
CUCACCACCUCAAUUCUAUCACAACCAAUGCAUGUCGAAUGCACACAUUCUAUAACAUGCCCAUUUUCAACACAAAUGCACACAAACAAUUAGAAACAUGGUAAAAGGUAAGUACUUGCCCAAGGAUGAAGUUUUAUUACAACACCCAAUUCUUGUUUUUGUGUUUCUGGUACUGGGCUUUAUUGUAAUGGAUCCGUUUGAGUUGAGUCCUGUUGGAGGACAUGACUUUAGGCCAGUCAAAAAUGAUAUUGCCUCGUAUGAGGAAGUUAUGGGGAAUUGGCCUAAAGACAAUCAUAGUCGACUGGCGCGGGGAGAUAAGGUGUUUGUGGAUGAGGUUUUUGGUCCGGAGUCUUUGGAGUUUGACAUUCAUGGGCGCGGCCCUUAUGCAGGGCUAGCGGAUGGUCGGAUUGUUAGAUGGAUGGGACAGGAUGGAGGGGGCUGGGAAACGUUUGCAUUUGUGUCGAGAAACUGGUCUAACGAGAUUUGUGCAAAAGGUGUUAACUCAACAACAUACAAGCAGUGGAAAUUCGAGAAACAAUGUGGCCGACCUCUUGGCCUGCGGUUUGAUAAAAGCAGUGGUGAUUUAUACAUAGCAGACGCCUAUUUUGGAGUGUUGGUUGUCGGGCCUAAAGGCGGAUACGCCACUCCUUUGGCUACCAAUGUUGCAGGGAAACCUAUCCUGUUUGCCAAUGACCUUGACAUCCAUCAUAACGGUUCUGUUUUCUUCACAGAUUCCAGCAAGAGAUACGACAGAGUGAAUCAUUUCUUUAUAAUGUUGGAAGGUGAAGCCACUGGUAGGCUUCUUAGAUAUGAUCCUCCUACAAAGACAACUCAUGUAGUGUUAGAUGGCUUGGCUUUCCCCAAUGGAGUACAAUUUUCCAGAGACCAUUCAUUUCUACUCUAUACUGAAACUACCAAUUGCAGGCUUAUGAAAUAUUGGCUUGAGGGUCCAAAAAAUGGCACUAGUGAAAUAAUGGCAAACCUGCCAGGAUUUCCGGACAACGUGAGGAUAAACGAAAAGGGUGAAUUUUGGGUGGCCAUAGAUUGUUGUCGAACACGGGCACAAGAAGUUUUGAUCAACAAUCCAUGGAUGAGGAGUGUGUACUUCAGGCUACCGGUUCAUAUGAGAUACUUGGCUAAAUGGGUUGGAAUGAAAAUGUAUUCUGUGGUGUCAAGGUUCAAUGAGAAAGGUGAAAUCUUGGAUGUUCUUGAAGAUAGGAAGGGUGCAGUGAUGAAGCUAGUGAGUGAAGUGAGGGAAGAAAAAGGGAAGCUCUGGAUUGGAACCGUGGCUCAUAAUCAUAUUGCUACACUUGCACUUGAAUCUCUACUUUAGUUCUUUGUUCUUUUUGUUUUUUAUUUGUUUCUGAAACGGUUUAGAUAGAAGUAACUUUGAUAAAACCCUUCAGGCCGGCUCAAGUUUUUACACCUCCUUGGUUAUUUCAAUUACUUCAUAUUUCUGUAUCAUUUUCUUUAUAUCUGUUUUGAAUAAUUACAUUAUACAGGACCAA